AUACUAGGAAAAUUUCCAUUUUGUGGGUGAAACGGUAGGCAUUGGUAGCACUGGUUUGUAUAUAAUCUUCUAGUGUUUUUACUUGUGAAAUAUUUACAUCGUCUAUCUUCUAUGAAAUAUACUCCGCGCUUUCGAUUUGGCGGUAUAAUGCGGUUAGCAUUACAAAGCUCAGAAUUUCUUUUGGUUUAGAAUUUUUGAAGAAGUAACAUUCGUUACUUACAUUGAAGAGAUGAAGUGUACUACACCAGAAAUUUCUUGGCACAAUCGAGAUCCGGUUUUGAGUAUCGACAUACAGAAUAAAUCCUGUGAAACAUCUGUGAAUGAAGACUUUUGGCGUCUAGCUACUGGAGGAGCGGAUUCUCAUGUUUUGAUUUGGCAUCUUUUGACUUGUGAGAAUAGUGCAACAAUAAUAAAAUGUGUAGCAGACUUGGAACGACAUCAAAAAGCAGUAAAUGUUGUCAGAUUUUCACCAUCUAAAGAAAUUCUUGCUUCAGCAGACGAUGAAUCUGUCAUCAUCUUAUGGAAGCAGAAGGAGGAAUGUGACUUCUUUAUCUCUCCUGAAGACAAUGAGAAUAAAGAACAGUGGUGUUCAUGGAAAGUUCUAAAAGGCCAUUUAGAAGAUGUUUAUGAUAUUUGUUGGUCGCCAGAUUCUACUUCUAUAAUAUCUGGUUCUGUAGAUAAUACAGCAAUUCUAUGGGAUAUCCAUAAAGGUCGUAGCAAUGGUAUAUUAUCCGAUUCAAAAGGAUUUGUGCAAGGUGUUAGCUGGGAUCCUUGUAACCAAUAUAUAUGUACAAUAAGCAGCGAUAGGCAGUGUAGAUUAGUUGAUAUCUCUACAAAAAAGACAGUACAGCGUGUUCACAAGUCUAAUAUUCCUACACCAGUUGAUUAUCCUUUGCGAGGCAAAACAGUUCGUUUAUUCUAUGACGAUACAUUUAAGUCAUUCUUCAGAAGACUAACUUUUUCUAUAGAUGGAAUAUUAAUUAUUGUUCCAUCUGGUAUAAUAGAGCCACAAGAUACUAUAGAAAAGACAUCAAAUGCAACAAUUGUUUUCUCUAGGCAUAAUUUGAAAGAGCCAAUAAUGAUUUUGCCUUCCUUGGAUGAAUGUACAAUAGCAAUUCGAUGUUGUCCUGUUUAUUUUGAACUUAGAAAAGAUGGACCCAUUCCUACGAUAGCAUUACCUUAUAGAAUAAUAUUUGCUGUUGCAACACAACAUUCAAUAUUGAUUUAUGAUACUCAACAAAUUUCUCCAAUUGCUGUGAUAUCAAAUAUUCAUUAUACCAGAUUAACCGACAUUGCAUGGUCUAGUAAUGGCCAUAUCUUAGUGGUAUCUUCUACAGAUGGUUAUUGCUCGAUAAUACAUUUUUCAGAGAACGAACUAGGCCAUGUGUAUAAUGGGAAAGGUGAAACUUCAUUUCCAAAUAGUAAUAAUAACGAAAGAAUUGCCCCGAAUACAAGCUCUGCGAUUGAAACGAAAGAUAAUACUUUACUUCUUGAUAUAGAUACGAAUGCAAUGGAUGUUGAUGUAACAAAAAAUAGAAAAAUAACAACCCAAAGUAUAGAUGAUCAAUGUGAAAAAUAUCAUGAAAAUAAUGACAUAAUCAAACAAAGUAAUUAUAAUUUAUCAGAGGGCAAUUUGUCUAAAUAUGGGAAUAAAAGUGACGAGACGAUAGAAGAAACUGAAGAUAUUAAAUUAGUUUAUAAUGAAGAAAGCGAUAAUGAUACAAAAUCAAUUAAAAAGAAUACGUCCCAUAAAAUGACGACAUCCUCGAUAAUAUCUAAAAAGACACCACGAAGGGUGAAAUUGAUUACUCUUUCCAGUUCUAAAAGAAAAAAAUAACUAACGUCAUUAACUCAUUUAUUUUACCAAGUUAUUAUGUAAAUAAACUACUAUUUCUAUGAAAUAA
Molecule: messenger RNA, 1904 nt
Organism: Vespula vulgaris
Lineage: Eukaryota; Metazoa; Arthropoda; Insecta; Hymenoptera; Vespidae
Gene: Caf1-105
Product: chromatin assembly factor 1 subunit B
Exons: 6
Coding region: 230-1837 (535 amino acids)
Biological process (GO): nucleosome assembly; DNA replication-dependent chromatin assembly
Cellular component (GO): CAF-1 complex; nucleus
Molecular function (GO): protein binding
Source: RefSeq, a predicted model, not a curated record